Molecule: messenger RNA, 1033 nt
Organism: Brachypodium distachyon (stiff brome)
Lineage: Eukaryota; Viridiplantae; Streptophyta; Magnoliopsida; Poales; Poaceae
Product: two-on-two hemoglobin-3
Exons: 4
Coding region: 229-744 (171 amino acids)
Biological process (GO): oxygen transport
Molecular function (GO): heme binding; oxygen carrier activity; oxygen binding
Source: RefSeq, a predicted model, not a curated record
CCCGCCGCGCGUGCUCGCCACGCGAUUGGCCUUUGGAGAGUGGCGACCAGCCGACCACAAAGGGUGGUGCGCUUCGCCUGAGCCGCUCGCCGCAUUCGUCUUUCCAAUCGAGCCAGUCAACUGAGACACAGGCCGCCGCCAACCAAAGCUUGGGGCAGGGAGCGGAGCCCUCAGCCGAUCGCAGAUCACCGAGGCGCCGCCGCGGGGUUUGAGUGCCCGCAAGGAAGGAUGCAGUCGCUACAGGACAAGGCGUCGGAGUGGAGCGGCGUGGCGGCAAGCGACGCCUUCGCCAUCGACGAGGGCAACGCUUUCGAGGAGCUCGGCGGCACCCCGCAGCCUUUCGUCGACCUCUCCACCAACUUCUACACCAGGGUUUAUGAGGACGAGGAGGAGUGGUUCCGGGAGAUAUUCUCGGGGUCGCAGAAGGAGGACGCCAUCCGGAACCAGUACGAGUUCUUGGUGCAGCGGAUGGGCGGCCCGCCGCUCUUCUCCCAGAGGAGAGGCCAUCCUGCCUUGAUAGGACGACAUCGACCAUUCCCAGUAACCCACCGAGCUGCAGAGCGAUGGCUACACCACAUGCAGCAAGCUCUGGAGACUACUGAAAGCAUAAACCCUGAUAUAAAAACCAAAAUGAUGAAUUUUUUCAGGCACACUGCAUACUUCCUUGUUGCGGGUAACGAGCUGACAAGGCAAGCCCAAGCAGUACCACCGUGCAAACAUGCAACGAGCAAACCAGCCGUGUAACCGUUCGAGCUCAACCAGUUAAUAAUAAUUCAGCUGCUGUGCUUCUGUAGAAGUCCCAUGUAUAAUGGGAGUUAAGCUACAUUCAUAGGUACUAUAGAAUUCCCCAUGUACAAUGGGAUCCCAGCUACAUUCAAAGAAACUGUAGAAUUCCCAUGUAGAACAGGAUCCAUGCCAUCUAUGCAUUUACCGAAACGACGACACUGACUGUUGUAGGUGCAUAAGCCACUCUCUAGCAGAGAGCAUCUCAAAAUGGAUAAAAUUGCCUACUCAGUUUAUUCGAUCUUCUGUC